Suillus subaureus is the source of this 271-nucleotide messenger RNA. RefSeq lists its product as uncharacterized. The record is from RefSeq and is a predicted model, not a curated record. The transcript has a single exon. The coding region runs from base 78 to 233 and encodes 51 amino acids. Lineage: Eukaryota; Fungi; Basidiomycota; Agaricomycetes; Boletales; Suillaceae.
CUGAAGGUGAGAUAGAGGGCUUACUAGUAGGCCACCAAUGAACGGCAAGCGUUGAGAUCCAUCGACUGGUUGGUGAGAUGUUACGCGGGAAAUGGGCGCACUUGAAAUUCGAAUCAGAAAGUGGUUUGGGCGCGGUGUUCCAAACCUGCUCCACACUACGUAACUAUCACGAUGAUAGUAGUGAUAAUCACUGUAGGUCUCGCGAUUGUGCCAGUGAUAGUGGCGACGACUGACUAUUUUCGCUUGAGCCCGUGCACAACGCUUCCACUCU